Messenger RNA from Cyprinodon variegatus (sheepshead minnow), 3442 nucleotides. RefSeq names its product TELO2 interacting protein 1 (gene tti1). The transcript is spliced from 14 exons. Gene Ontology annotation, cellular component: cytoplasm. Gene Ontology annotation, biological process: chromatin remodeling. The record is from RefSeq and is a predicted model, not a curated record. NCBI's taxonomy places the organism in Eukaryota, Metazoa, Chordata, Actinopteri, Cyprinodontiformes, Cyprinodontidae. Bases 131 to 3442 code for a protein of 1103 amino acids.
CAAGGCAUUCAGCGGUAACUUCGUCAGUGUGCGAUGUUUACUAUUUUGUUCCGCAGUUAACUUGUCUUAAUAGCAGACUUUUCAGGGACAUUUCUUCCUACAGCUGGGAUGAAGAGGUGCCCUCCCAGUGAUGCCUCCAGCCAUGUCUCAGAUCAAUGAUCCAAAGAUCGCCUUCGCCUAUCUGCGGCCAGCCUGUGUCCUGCUCACCAAGGAGCCCACGCUGGCCAACGUGGAAACACUUAAGGAGCAGCUAGAACAUGUCGAUGAAGCUUCACUGCAGCAGCUCCAAGAGUACGUCCUCUUCCCCCUCCGCUUUGUCCUCAAAGUCCCCGGGCAGAAAAAGGAAAAGCUGGUCCAGGCUGUGGCUGAAGCAGUGAGCCAUGUCCUGGAGAGGACUUGUGUCCGAAGCUGGGACACCCUCCAUGACCUCUUCUCAGAGCUCUGCCUCUGCCUGUCCUCCCCCACAGACCCGGGGAAACCUGCAGAAACAUCAGAGGAGCUGAAGUUAGCUGUUCUAAGGUGCUUGGAUGCUCUGCUCCACGCUGCGUAUGGCGACAUAGUCUUCAGACUCUAUGAGCCCAUGAUGCUUCCUGGGCUGGGCGCUGCUGUAUCACUGCUGCUGGCUUUAGGAGAAAAGGACAAAUCCAGAGAUAUACAGGCCGCGGCCUUGAAGUGCCUCCAGUCUUUGGUUCUGCAUUGUAACUGCUCCCAGGAGCAUGUUGUCCCGUCAUCAGAUGAGCGACGCUGUGUGGGUGGCACCAUGGCCUCCUUCCUACCGGGGAUCACUGUGGCUGUAGCAAGGAUCAUCAGCGGAGAUCUGAGGCAAGGUCAUGCAGUGACAGUCAGGGCCAUGAAGGUUUGGUCCGGGUCAGUGGGGCUGGUCAUGGAGGAUUCCCAGCUGCAGAGCACUGAGUCCGGUAAACCUCCUCCCCCAGACCUGGGUAGGAUCACGCAGCUCAUGGUCCAGAGGACGCCAGACUGGGUGAAGGGAACAGCAGGGAAGCUGUGUGUGCUGCUGAAGAAGAUCAUCUCCUGCACUUCAGCCCACGAGCACUGGAAGGUCAGGCUGGAAAUGGUGGAGCUGGCCGACCAUCUGCUGGCAGCGUGCGGCCAGUCGCUGAAAGAGUGUGUGGGGCCGCUCCUGGAAGCCCUGGUGGGAGCGAUAAACGAUAAAGAGCCCAGAGUCAGAGAGAGGUGUGAGGUUGCUCUUAGAGAUGUUUCACAGAGGAAUCAGAGCAGCACAGACAGUAAGAACUUGACUGAUGUGUUGUCUGAGAACCUCCACUCUUUAGCCACCUCCCUCCCUCGGCUGAUGAGGACCUCUGACGACCAGAAGAAGCUGUUUGUCCUCAAUGUGUUCCUUGGUUACCUGAAAGUCCUCGGGCCACUAGUCUCUGUGGUGCUAAACUCUGCUGCACACCUGGACAGGAUCUCCAAAGCACUAAUGCAGGUUCUGGAGCUGGAUGUGAUGGAUGUUCAUAUCGUGGAGGAAAGGAGCUACACUGACCCCAUAGAGAGCACCUCUGGCCCCCAUGACACCUCCACCGCUCACACCCAGAGGAAGCAUUUCCUGUACUUCACAGAUGAGAAGAUCUUCUGCAUGCUCAUGGAAAUCUGCAGAACUUUAGGUUACUACGGCAACCUCUACCUUCUCACUGAUCACCUCUUGGACCUGUAUCGUCAGUCCUCAGCCUACAGAAAGCAGGCUGCCAUGGUCCUAAAUGAGAUGGUCAGAGGUGCCGCUGGUAUGGCGGCGCAGGCUCGCCAAUUGGAUGGCGGUGAAUUCCAGAGUCGCCCUGCUUCCAAGGAAGACCUUAAAGCAGCAGUGGUGUCGAUCAUGGAGGAAUACACCAGCCUGAACAACUGGCACCUGAUAACUGUGAGCGAGGAGACGGACAUAGACCGUCAGGAUCAGCAGGUGCUGAGUCCUUUCAGUCUCAAGUCCAUAACCAGCAGUGAAAUCCUCAGUGCUUCAAACUCUCUACAAGUGAUUCCUUCUUCCUCCACCUCCCCUCCAACCUCAUCAUCCACGUCUACGCUCCACCAGCUCAACAGCAACAUCUGGCAGCUGUGCAUCCAGCUGGAGGGCGUGGCGUGCUUCGCCCAGGCUCUGCGGCGGGACUUCCGCCCUCUGCUGAUGACGUCGCUCUACCCAGUUCUGGAAAAAGCCGGCGAGGAGACGCUGUUGGUCAGCCAGGCGGCGCUCAGCACCAUGAUUGACCUGAGCGAGGCCUGUGGCUACUCCUCCCUGAAGGAGCUGAUCAGCAACAAUUCGGACUACCUGCUAAAUGACGUAUCGGUGAACCUGCAGAGGCUCAGUCAACACCCUCAGGCUCCACGGGUAUUAAUGGUGAUGCUGGCUCACUCGGACUGUAACCUGCUGCCCCUGAUCAGGGACGUAGUGCAGGAUGUACUGAUGGCUCUGGAUCUCAGCUAUGACCACACAGCUCCUCUCUUUAUAUCUGUGCUGCACACGCUCAUUAAGGCACUGGCCAGGUGGUUUCCUCCAUCACACCAUAGGACCAGUAAGUCGCCCAGUUUCAGGGCUUCUGCUGAACAGGAAGAUUUCGACAUUUGCCAGUUCCUGCUGGAUUACCGCAAGCAGAAGGAGUUAGCAGAGGGAGUUGGGAUUGAAGUGGAUGAGGAUGAAGACCUUGAGGUCCCUCCUCCUGCAGAAUGUGACGAUGCUGAGGAUCCCGGUGGUCCUGAUGUGAAAGCAGAACUUCCAUCACACCUCAGCAUCACUAAAGAGGUCAUGGAGCGCUGCAUUCACCUGCUGUCCGACCCGAGCCUCAGGCUUCGACUUAAGGCGUUGGAUGUGCUGGAGCAGUGUGUGUUUGUGCUGAGUGAGAAGGAGGACGAGCUGCUGCCCAUGGCUCAUCGCUGCUGGCCGGCCCUGCUUCAGAGACUCACUGAUGACCCAUUAGCAGUGCUCAGAGCCUUCAGGGUGCUUUGUACACUGGGAGAAACCUGCGGUGACUUCCUGAGGAGGAGGGUUUCUAAAGAGGUCCUCCCCAAGCUGAGCUCCUCACUGACACGGCAGGCUCCCAUUAGCGCUAAGGCCGGGCCUGUCUACACCCACACCCUGGCCUACAAACUGCAGCUGGCUGUGCUGCAGGGGCUGGGCUCAUUGUGUCAGAGACUGGAUCUAGCUGAGGCAGACCUUGAUGCUGUCUGUGAAGCCUGUCUGCCCUACCUGAGCUGCAGGCAGCCCAUCAAACUGCAAGAAGCUUGUCUAAGCGUUUUUCGACACUUAAUCCAGGUGGAUCCAGAUACCUUUUGGUUAACGUUAAAUGAGAUCCACUGCCCUUCUUCCUACACCCCGCCGCACCCUGAUCUCCAGCCUCUGCAGCUGAGCGGGAUGGGCAAGCCAAGAGAUGAGUACUCAGACAACGUGCUGAAGCUGCUGAGGGAAGAGUUUGGCUCAGACUCUGACAGAUAA